Messenger RNA from Durio zibethinus, 2663 nucleotides. Its product is annotated as serine/arginine-rich splicing factor RS40-like. Gene Ontology annotation, molecular function: RNA binding. NCBI's taxonomy places the organism in Eukaryota, Viridiplantae, Streptophyta, Magnoliopsida, Malvales, Malvaceae. The record is from RefSeq and is a predicted model, not a curated record.
CAGGCAACAUGAGACCCAUUUUCUGUGGAAACUUUGAGUAUGACGCACGUCAGUCUGAUUUGGAACGGCUCUUCAGAAAAUAUGGAAGAGUAGAACGAGUGGAUAUGAAGUCUGGGUUUUCUUGGGAUGUAAUGGAGGGACUCCUCAGAAUUUGUUUCAUGCCUGUGACGUGCUUCCUCUUCUUGCUUUCAAGAAGAGUCACUCCUUUCCGCAAUGGCACCACCAUCCCUCAUUUUCCUCAGGCAUUUUCCCCUUUCAUUCCUCAUGAUUUUUGCCCAGACCUCAAAUUCAGACAUGUUUCAAGGUAGAAACAUUGCCGAACUCAUGGCAGAGGCUGCAGAAAAAAUGGAGAAGGCACACUAAUUCCAUUGACCUCCCAUGAGACAUCCACUUUUGGAUUCUUGUUCCUUGACAUCACUUAGUUCUUCACAAAAGGAUUUGCUUUCAUCUACAUGGAAGAUGAGAGAGAUGCUGAAGAUGCCAUUCGUGCACUUGAUCGGACAGAAUUUGGUCGAAAAGGACGCAGGCUACGUGUUGAAUGGACAAAGCAUGAGCGUGGCAUUAGAAGGCCUGGGGGUAGUUCAAGAAGAUCUUCAGCAAAUACAAGACCUUCAAAGACUGUAUUUGUCAUCAAUUUUGAUCCAUAUCAAACUCGGACUAGGGAUUUGGAAAGGCACUUUGAGUCAUAUGGAAAGAUAGUGAGUGUACGGAUCAGAAGGAAUUUUGCAUUUGUACAAUAUGAUUCGCAGGAUGAUGCCACCAGAGCAUUGGAGGCUACAAAUAUGAGCAAGCUGAUGGAUAGAGUUAUUUCGGUGGAAUAUGCAGUUCGAGAUGAUGAUGAGCGCCGGAAUGGAUAUAGCCCCGAUAGAAUUCGUGAUAGGUCACCUGAGAGGGGUCGUGACAGAAGGCGAUCUCCAAGUCCCUACCGAAGAGAGAGGGGUAGCCCUGAUUAUGGUCGUGGCUCUAGUCGCAGUCCUUAUAGGAAAGAGAGGGGGAGCCCUGAUUAUGGGCAAGGCCGCAGUUCAAGUCCCUAUAAGAGAGAAAGAGCAAGUCCGGAGUAUGGCCGAGGCACCAGCCAUAGUCCUUACCGAAGAGAGAGGGCUGGUUCUGACCAUGCUUUUGGCUCCAGCGGAAGUCCUUACAGGAAAGAGAGGGCUAGCCCUGAGAAUGGCCUAGGCCCCAGCCGUAGUCCUUAUGGGAGAGAGAAGCAUAGUGCUAAAAAUGAUCGAAGCUGUAGUCAUAGUCCAUAUAGAAGAGAAAGGCCCAGCUCUGACAAUGGUCGUGGACCCAGCCAUAGCCCAUAUGGAAGGGAGAGAGCUAGCCUUGAGAAUGACCGUGGUCCCAGCCCAAGUUCUAUGCCUGAAGGAAGGGUCAGUCCAUAUGGCGGUGAAGCUGAAAGCCCAGUCAAUGAGAGAUAUCGCAGUCAAUCGCCAGCAGUUGAGGAAUGAUUAUGAACAAUUUGAGAAGCUAUGAGGGACGACCUUUGUCUUUAUGGCAGAACUCAGUCGGAAGUCCUGUUAUUUGCUUUUCUUUGGUGACAACUGUUCCUGCAAUUACAUUUAGAGAUGGAAUCUUGACCUUUGUCUUUAUGUAGUGCGUACAAUUAAAACCUAGAUUUCUAGUUUAGAUGCAACGGAUUAUCCUGUUUAUUUUGAAUGGUGAAACUCAGUUUAUGGAAUAUGUUAUGUACUUCUUUUUGUCUUUUUUAUGUGUUUGAUUUCAUUAGCUAACCUAUUUUUUAAUAAUUGUCUUGGUUAUCGUAAGCCAUAUUUGGGAUUAGAAUUUCAUUUGUUAGAAUGAUGAUAGAAGAGUGUGGCAAUUUUGUGUAUGGCCAUGAGCCUGUGCUUUUGUUGAAAAGAUUGGCUGUAAAUUUUUGGAUUGAAGAUAUGCAGUCAUAGUAUGAUAGGUUGUAGAGGAAGAUUUCUUCAAUGAUUCAUGCAAGGGACCGCAUAUAGUUGGUUUUCUAGGUCGAAAAUUAAUUAGUUACAUUUCUUUUAUAAUAAUUUUUUUUCUCUUCUUCCGCAUGGUUUGAGCUUAUUUUUUGUUUUCUUUUGAUAUUUGAAGCUGCAGUGAGCCGGUGAUUGAAUCCUCGUGUUAAUUGUUUUUAUGUUGAGAUAUCUACAUACCGCAUUUAGUGGCUUAAAAUUAGAUACUUUUCUUCAACUUGAAAAUUAGAUGUCUUUAUUAAUUAACAUAGAUGUCCAAUCAUUGGAUUACGUGGAGUUUAUACAUUCCUUGCACAAUUACGUACCUGUAAAGCUUUUUCGUGGCUAAAAGCUGGAUGCUUUUCUUAAAUAUUUUCCUUCAACGUAUGUUUAGACGGGCUCUCACUCUCAGCGGAUGGAAGGGGACGUUGGCGGAGUCUUAAUCAGAGUGAGCCAGCAUGGGAGGAGGGCCAUUGCCCGUUGGUUUAGUCUUAAUCAGGCUGAGCCAGCAUAGCAAUCUCCAUAAUAUCAGCAAACAAUAUGUAGGAGACUUGGAACUUAGCUUUCUAAAGAUUUGGACAUUUGGUUUAGAGUUCCUUCGAUCUCUGAAUAAUCAAUAGUUGCUCAUCUUAAAAAAAUUGUUGGAUAGAGUAACUGUUUGUUAUUCAUAAUUUACAUUUGUUGUCAAUUCAAAUCCUUGUCAUCAUUAAACCCUGUGAGCAGUGAGCUUCUCCUGUA